UAGGAUCUGCUCCAGUAAUUCCGGAGGGAGGUACUGUCAUAGUAAUUCCGCCAUUGGUUCUGAACCCAACUACGACUAGCCUCCAUUCCCGAAUGGGAAGGGGGGGAUAGGAGAGCGUUGGUAUCUAUAUUCUUAUUUCGAUCUCCUUAUUUGUGCUGCUGCCGACAGUCCUUGGUAAUGGAGGGGCCACAAUGCCGAGAGUCGUCGCUCUGGCGCCUUGCGAUCUCGUCAACGCUGCUUGCACUCCUCGCAACUGUCGCGAGAGCUGCCAACGUGACCAUCACGCAUCUCCGUUUGGACACGACUCACGACUCGCCCUACUCGCCGUGGGAGCCGUCGGUGUAUUUCCAGUGCGAGGGCGAGAUGAAACACUUCCUGCAGGGGGUGGUGCAGGCCAAUGUCACCUACAACUUCACCGGCCAGGAGGCGUUUCAGCCCCUGGUGGAGCUCGCCUCGUCACAGUGCAAGACAUGUGGCCUAUACGAGGCGGACACGUGGAAGGCAGACGACACGUUUGACAAGUUCCAGCUGUGCGCCGAUGACUUCAGGAGUGGCAAGGAGGGGCGGGUGGCUCGAUGGGUGGCUGGAGAGUUCAAGGUGGCGCUCUUGUGCCCGGAGUGCCUCGACAGACACGACCACACGCCUGUAGAAGCUCUCCUACAGGGCGACUCCUUCUACCCGCUGCUGCCUUUCCUCAUCUUCCUCGCAGCAGCAGCCACCAUCACCUGCGCAGCUGCCAUCCUCUCCUGCUGCAUAGAGCGCAGCAUCUGGCCCUUCAACCACACCAAGGGGCAGCAGCACACUGCACUGGAAAAGGAACAACUGGCCGAAGCCACUGCUUUCAUUGGGAGUAGCGAUGAGGAGGAGGAGGAGGGUUGGGAGGAUGGGGAUGGGAGAAGGGACGGAGAGGGGAGGGAGAGGGGGAGGGGCGCGGAAGGGAUAGAGAUGGGGGAUGUGGGGAGGAGAGAGGGGGGGGGAGAGGGGAGCGGGCUGGUGAACGGUGGUGGUGGGGAUGUGGAAUCGGGGGAGGGGGGGUGGGUGGGAGUGGGAGGAAGGCGCAAGGGGACUGUAUGCAUGGGAGGCCUUAUUCCGUUCCGCUGGAAGAGAGGGUGGAUGUUUGAGACGCUUACAAAGCAAGGUCCCGUUAUUGAGAGAUCCACUUGUGGUAGAUGAUGUGAACGUACUGCCUUAAGUUAUAGAUUCUAUGUAGCAAACAUUGCCACAUGUCAUAGUAACAUUUCUAUACACAUUGUGACAUGGAU
Messenger RNA from Closterium sp. NIES-67, 1262 nucleotides. The record is from the annotation of a GenBank genome assembly. Lineage: Eukaryota; Viridiplantae; Streptophyta; Zygnematophyceae; Desmidiales; Closteriaceae.